GGCUGUGGUACUAGUUUAGGAAAUACUUUGUUAGGGUGGUGCUUAUAAAAUACCCAGGGGUCCUGUAAUUGAUCAAUUUCCCCCCGGAGGUUUUCUCUCCCAUACUGUAUUGGCUGGGCAGCAGUAAGCUCUGAUUUUCCUGUUGCCUUGUGAGUGACCCCCUACAGGAAGAUAACGGAGAAGCCGAGAGGGAGGAGCAGUUAAGCUACACAUGUCUGGCUGCUCUUAUCAACUUAUCAUAUAAGGAAAGGAAAGUGAUUGAUUCACAUACGGACACUGUAGAAUUUGCUCCAAAGAGAAACAGAAGAAACAGCAAAGCUUACUUGUAAAGCUAAGCCAGAACACACAAUUGGGAUAGGACUGUUCUUCCUGCUGGCAUCUAACCGUUUACUGGAGGACUGGAAAGAAAGCAGCAUUUUGUUGUUUUGUUUUGCUUUUAAAUCAAAUUUGCUACUAGAAAAGGUGGGUGGGGGCAGGAACUCAUUGACUGUCAAGAGUGUACUUUACACAUGACAGCAUAGCACAGCAUUUCAGAGGACAAAUGAAUGAUCUGGACUCUUAAGUGCACUGAAGUUUGCUAAGUUGGCUGCAUUCUCCCCGAACGAAAGUAUGUGGCUGAUUGUUUUCUUUACUUUGAGCUAUGAUCUUGUCUUGGCGUCAGCCUACAACAAUUUUCGGAAAAGCCUGGACACCAUAGGGAAGAAGCAGUAUCAGGUUCAGCACGGAUCAUGCAGUUACACCUUCCUAUUGCCGGAGAUGGACAAUUGCCGCUCUACUUCUAGUUCCUAUGUGUCUAAUGCAGUGCAGAGGGAUGCCCCGCUGGAUUAUGAUGACUCUGUGCAGAGGCUACAAGUACUUGAAAAUAUCAUGGAAAAUAACACUCAGUGGCUUAUGAAGCUUGAGAAUUAUAUCCAGGAUAAUAUGAAGAAAGAAAUGGUAGAGAUACAACAGAAUGCUGUACAGAAUCAGACUGCAGUAAUGAUUGAAAUAGGAACAAACCUAUUAAAUCAAACAGCUGAGCAGACUCGAAAACUAACAGAUGUUGAAGCCCAAGUACUGAAUCAGACAACCCGACUUGAACUUCAGCUUUUGGAACAUUCCCUUUCUACAAAUAAACUGGAAAAACAGAUCUUAGAUCAGACCAGCGAAAUAACCAAACUUCAAGACAAAAACAGUUUCCUAGAAAAAAAAGUACUUGAUAUGGAAGACAAGCAUACAGUUCAGCUGCAAUCAAUAAAAGAUGAAAAAGACCAGCUUCAAGUGUUAGUAUCCAGACAAAAUUCCAUAAUUGAGGAACUGGAAAAACAGUUAGUGACAGCCACGGCAAACAAUUCAGUUCUUCAAAAGCAGCAACACGAUCUGAUGGAGACGGUCCACAGCUUGCUAACUAUGAUAACAGCACCAAACUCCAAGAACUCCUUUGUGGCUAAAGAAGAGCAAAUCAUUUUUAGAGACUGUGCUGAGGCUUUCCGAGCAGGCCUUACCACUAAUGGAAUCUACACAUUAACUUUUCCUAAUUCCACUGAUGAGGUCAAGGCAUAUUGUGACAUGGAAACAAAUGGAGGUGGAUGGACAGUUAUUCAGAGGCGAGAAGAUGGCAGCACUGAUUUUCAGCGAACUUGGAAAGAAUAUAAAAUGGGAUUUGGUGAUCCUGCUGGAGAAUACUGGCUAGGAAAUGAGCUUGUUUCCCAAUUGACUAAUCAACAACGCUAUGUCCUUAAAAUACAUCUUAAAGACUGGGAAGGAAAUGAGGCAUAUUCAUUAUAUGAACAUUUCUAUCUUUCAAGUGAAGAACUCAACUAUAGGAUUCACCUUAAAGGACUUACUGGGACAGCGGGCAAAAUAAGCAGCAUAAGCCAACCAGGAAAUGAUUUUAGCACAAAGGAUGCAGACAAUGACAAAUGUAUUUGCAAAUGUUCACAAAUGCUAACAGGAGGUUGGUGGUUUGAUGCCUGUGGUCCUUCUAACUUAAAUGGAAUGUACUACCCACAGAAGCAGAACACAAACAAGUUUAAUGGCAUUAAGUGGUACUACUGGAAAGGAUCAGGAUACUCUCUCAAAGCUACAACUAUGAUGAUUCGACCAGCAGAUUUCUGAUUUUUUUGACUUUGUGAAUGGAAUCUUGUGAGACUUCAUUUGCCAAGCAUUUAAACACACAACUGCAUCAUAUUUUUUCUUCCACCUCAGAAAAUAUGCAUUUGUGCAUCAAAGGAUUGUGUUCUGAACCUCAACACUGUAAUAUCCAUCACUUUACCUAUAUUUUUUGACUAGUCAACACAGGAUCUACAAUAUGAAAUAAAUGGAAUGAAAAUGAUCUAUUGGAAAGACUGUAGAAAAUAAAUUUAUGUUCAAGAGAUAUUCUAAUAACAUAAGGACUCUUCUCAUAAUCAUUGGUGUUAUGUGUGAGUUUAUCAAAGUAAAUAACUGGAACUGUGCAAUAUUCAUAAAUAACACCGCAUCACUAACUUUAAACAUAAUGCUUUGUUACAGUAUUCAAUUAUUCAUAAACGUGAAAUCCAGAUUAUUUUGUUUUAUGCAGUUUGUAGAUUGUGUAAAUAUCCAUAGUUUCUUAAUUUUGCAUCCUAGUAUUAAAAAGAUAAAACUGUACUUUGUAAAAUCCACCAAAAGCCCUUAAAACAUGUAUCCAGGGAUUUCCUCAGAGUCAAAUAGAAGAUGACUUAAUUAAUACAUGGGAAGAAGAAAAUAAAAUCUACAUUUUUGACUCUUCCA
Antechinus flavipes (yellow-footed antechinus) is the source of this 2730-nucleotide messenger RNA. RefSeq names its product angiopoietin 2 (gene ANGPT2). Bases 610 to 2097 code for a protein of 495 amino acids. The record is from RefSeq and is a predicted model, not a curated record. Gene Ontology annotation, molecular function: receptor tyrosine kinase binding. Gene Ontology annotation, biological process: Tie signaling pathway; angiogenesis. The transcript has 9 exons. NCBI's taxonomy places the organism in Eukaryota, Metazoa, Chordata, Mammalia, Dasyuromorphia, Dasyuridae.